AUGAACUUCGCCGGCCUGGCUACCUUUGAGCAGUGCAGCGAAGGCUUGAGUGAGGUUGUGAUUCAUACACCGAAACUCCUCUGCGCGUCGACCUCUUGCAAUGUUUUGCCAGUCAGGCGGUAUACUAUGCGGUUAAGAGAACUGGUUCCGCCAACUCGUGGGACAUUGCGCUUAUUUACGUUAAACGGCAAAAGCCAGUCGUUCGACCAUUGCUCGAGGCGGUCUAGGUUUGUUUGCAAUCGCGCUUCGUCACCUUCAUUUCGUAUGGUACUCCCAAUUCUUUAUAUCAUAAGCAAACAUUUAGACAGUUCGUUUGCACAGUCAUUGAUGUGUAUAAUUAACAGAGAAAGGCCAAGAACGGAGCCUCAGGGAACACCACUCUCAACAGCUGCCUCCACAGACUGCUGGUCACUAACGUGGACGGCUUGAGAGUGGCCAUGUAAAAAGCUUUGAAUCCACAUUAAAAGCUUACCUCUUACUCCUAUACAGCUGAGUUUUAUAGAAGUGGAUGGUGAGGCACAUUAUCAAACGCCCAUAUUGACCACAUUCACCAUAUUCCGUCUAUCAACAGCCCGAGUUCAGUGUUCCAGACAGUAGAGCAAGUUUGUCGCACACGACCUGUCUUUGCAGAAUCCAUGCUGGAAAUUCGAAAGAAGAUGGUUUUGUUCAAGAAACUGCAUCAAUUGUCGCUUUAUUAUUUACUCCUUAUUGUUGCAACAAAUGUUACAAUUUAGUAAUAAUAAUGACUGAAUUUAAUGUCCCUUUGAAGUUAUUGUCAACAAAGGUAUUGCAUUGUUGGGCUUUUACUCCGAUGACUACCUUAAAGCAUCUUGACAACCCUCACGUUACAGCCACCGCGAUGUCUUUUUAUUUCCUCCUCUGGCACGUACAAACAACUAUCGCCAGUUAUUUUCUUUUAGCAUAAUUGCUCCCUGGAGCAUGUAACACCGGCCAUUAGCCAUAUCUCUAUCGCUUUUCCAUUUCUAGUGUGGCCGACACGUCUUCCGCUGUAAGUGCUAUAGUUAAUUUUACUGUUACCAAAAUGCACCCUCCUAGGUAGUAAGUCUCAGGUAAAUAUUUUGUCACUUCCUAGGGGUUUGUUCGGAGCGAUUUCUUAUCCGCUGUCUCUCAUGUUGAUUCAAAGGAGAACAUAAUGAAAACCUCGCGGAAGGUAAAAACUGUCUUUCUUAAAAGUGUGUUUAGAACCCGCAGAGGUUGCGCAACGGUUGCCAAGCUUGACGACUGAGUCAUCCUAUUUGGCGCUGAUUUAUCGCGUGUAGAAGACAUGGGAGGGCAUGAAAGCUCAAGGUAGCAACCGUUCUAGGGCUAAAUCAGCCAAACAGGAUGCGUAAUUUCAAACUCUAAACUAAUGGCGUCUUCGGUGCUGGCAUUGCUAGUAAUCAUGUCAACUCAACGGAUCCAAAUACUGCAUUUAGAAAAGGCCUAAAACUUUACUGAGUCUUUUGUUUCUACAUAUAUUGUAGUCAAAAAAUUAACGUGUGGUCAAAAUAUACUUGCCGUUUUCGGCAGAGAUCGUUGCAUUGCCUCCAUAAAUUACUUAAAAAAACGCCGGACCCCGUGGUUGUAUGCUUUGCACCUGCGCUAUGUUAUUAUCUUUUAGUUUAGUACUUUCCUCUAACUUAAAUCGCCCACUGUAUCGGACAUAAUUCAAAUAUGCUGCAUUUGCGAAGUUUAUUUUCAGUCAAAACCUGUAUAAAUACUGUUAGAUCUGUGUGUUAUUUGGAGGAUUACUAACAUAGCGAACUAAACCGAGAGUGGUUAAAAUAUUUUCUAUUUGCAAUGAGUAGCUUAGGGUCACAUUGUGCUCAGAAUGACCCUUCGUCAAUGGUAAUAAGUAGUUAUGAGCCACUACUAAAAGGCCUAAUAAUUUACGCCUCGGGAAGUCUCAGAAAAGGCCCUAACAAGUUUUGAAACAAUUCGUUUGCCCUUACAUUAACUAAGCUGUAAACGCACACAUCUACAAAUGAAAACUAACCAUAGAAGCCGAUAAGUAGUCUUUCCUACACACCAUGCAAAUACACCACUUUACAUUGCUUACUUGAAAUGGAAAAUGGGUUCCCCGCUCUGAUCUAUAAGACACUUAUCAUAAUGCACAGUCCAAGGACGUCUUUUCAGUUCCAAGAGGUAGCAGGAGAAUGCUGUCUUCAGUGACCGCUGUAAUUUCCUAGAAAACGGCUAAACAAGCACGGGGGAGCUUUAUUAAAUGUGAGUGAAUCUUAUGACUUAUUAACUACUUUGAAAAACCCAAGACUAGUCUGCCGAAAGAAUUACUUUGGUGAAUUUGUAGGUACAAUUGACUUAUAUAGCCCCCUUAGACAGGACAUGGGAAUAAGAACGCUCGGCCCAAUUAAUAAAGGUGGACAUGCGCAUAAUGUCGGAAAGGGCAAAAUAUUUCCGUGUCCUAACUCUGACAAAAACCCUAAUAUAAAACUUAACAGUCGCCCUAAUCUUGACCCUAACCGCACCUUAAACUUUAACUCUGUAGUAGCGCUAGACCAUACCUUAGCCCUAAGCUUGAUUCUGACUUACCGUCGGCUUUAACUCUAGCCUUAAACCAAUUCCUCAACCUGACCCUUACCUCAUUUCACUAGAAGUUGACUGAAAACCAGGCGGUUUCUGUUCGAACGCCCUGUCUGGGGGGUCAAGUUAGUCAGUCCUACCAAAUUGCACAAAAUUCGUCCGUUGGGGUUGAGAAUGCCUCCUUAUUUCCCAUUAUAGCUGAGCAUUUCUCCAGGCAGCUACUCGCUAAUUAGUAAUAAAUGAACGAUGAAAUUCAGGUGAAGGCUGGUAGCUUUUUCGUUUCUAAGAACACAACUCAUUAUAAAAACUCAUUCACAAGCGUGUGUCUCGUUGGAAAGGAGUUACUGACUUUGAUUGUUGUCACACUAGUACGAGAAACAUUUUAAAAUGCCGCGUAUUUGAAGAAUACUGAAAAAUAUCACAAUUCAUAAAAACACACUAAUCUUUUCGUCUGCCUUAUUAAGAGACAAAGUGAUACCAUUGUCGAUAGAGCAUUCAAGGUGGCAUGCAAUUUCUUACUAACAGCCAUCGGUGAGAAAAAUUCUAUGGUAAAAUGUCUAAGGGUUUGCUUAUGGAUGCCUUGCUAGAAGUUUCAAAUUCACUAAGGUUUCCUAUUAUAAGCAAAAACAGGCCAGAUAUAUUUUGUGACUUUCAAAUCACCGAAUUUUUAAGCUUCGUGAGAUAGGCAUUUCUAUGAGCCCUUUGAUAAGCGUCGCUACAUAAAAAAUUGCAUACAUCCUCCUUUUGCUUCUUAGAUGGUAUGAAGUAGAGUUUUUGGGUUUAUGUUUGCCUACGAAUCCAACAUAGAUAUUAUUAGGCAAUUUCGCCUGAGUUAGUAGUUUAAACAGACGUGAAACGUCUCCUCGAUUCUGAUCUACUAAGGAGUCCAAAGGAAGGCAUUAUUGUUGUAUUGUUCGCAUUUUCUUUAUGACAUAUUUUUAGAUGCAUCGACCUAGAUAUCCAUAUAUGACGUACGGGAAUUGUCCACCUUGCCUGAUGCAUCUGAAUGUCAUUGAUCUUAAGAAGGGGAAAGUAGGAGGAAAUUAAAUAUUCAAUGAUGUUUGACAGCGAAUUUGGCAGAAAUCGUCAGAGACAGAUAAAAGCGACUUCACAAGUGUGAAAGUGCCUCUUUCAGAACGAUGCUGCCCAGAAAGGGCAUAACCGCCUGCAAGUGUCCGACGAAUCCUAUUGUCUGAAAAAGUUUAAAAAACUCGUAACCAAAGCCGAUUAGUAAACUUACAUCUUGCUGGCAACAUUAUCAUUUUUUCCAAGUUUUCACUGAUUUUUGGAGGAAAAGAAGGAGGAUGAGGAGGAUGAGGAGGAUGAGGAGGAGGAGGAGGAGGAGGAGGAGGAGGAGGAUGAGGAGGAGGAGGAGGAGGCUGAGGAACGAAGCACGUGA
This is a messenger RNA of Spirometra erinaceieuropaei, 3940 nucleotides long. The record is from the annotation of a GenBank genome assembly. Lineage: Eukaryota; Metazoa; Platyhelminthes; Cestoda; Diphyllobothriidea; Diphyllobothriidae.